AAAAGAUUGUCCGUGGCAAUUUUGCUGAUGGAACAGAUUGAGAAAAUAUGUCCUGAGGCUCAGAAGUGGAGGGUUUCUUACCCACUUUUCAGAGCGGCAUUUCCUGCCUGCUCUUUUAGGCAGUGUUUUGCAGUUUCUCAUCAGCUGACCAGUAAGUCAAACCAUGAACCAGUCACAGUUAAUUGAUUGGAGGACAGUUAACACAAGUGGAUAUUUAUUGAAUACAUCUGGACAUCACCCCUGUCCUUUGGGUUUUGGACACUACAGUUCCGUGGACGUAUGCAUCCUGGAAACCUCUAUUAUUGUGCUGCUAACCUUUUUGAUAAUCACUGGUAACUUGACUGUCAUUUUUGUAUUUCAUUGUGCACCUCUUUUGCACCAUUAUACUACCAGUUAUUUCAUCCAGACAAUGGCAUAUGCAGACUUAUUGGUUGGAGUUAGUUGCUUGGUACCUACUCUGUCACUUCUUCAUUAUUCCACUGGUGUCCAUGAGUCCUUAACAUGUCAAGUGUUCGGCUACAUUAUUUCUGUUCUGAAGAGUGUUUCCAUGGCUUGUUUAGCAUUUAUCAGUGUGGAUCGAUAUCUGGCAAUCACCAAACCCCUUUCAUACAACCAGCUAGUAACGCCCUGUAGAUUGCGUCUCUGCAUUAUACUCAUUUGGAUCUAUUCUUGUUUGAUCUUCCUGCCAUCUUUUUUUGGCUGGGGUAAACCUGGAUAUCAUGGUGACAUCUUUCAGUGGUGCGCCAUCGCCUGGCAUACCAGUGCCUACUUUACUGGCUUCAUUGUGUGCCUGCUGUAUGCUCCUGCAGCAUUAGUUAUUUGUUUUACAUACUUUCAUAUUUUUCGCAUAUGUAGACAGCAUACCAAAGAAAUUUGUGAUCGCCGGGCACGAUUCCCCAGCCAUGAAACUGAAUCUGCUGGUGAAACUGGGCCUGGUCAUAGCCCAGACCGGCGUUAUGCCAUGGUGUUGUUCCGGAUUACCAGUGUUUUCUAUAUGUUGUGGCUCCCGUACAUAAUCUACUUUUUGCUGGAAAGCUGGCGAACACUGGACAAUCCUAUGCUUUCCUUCCUUACCACUUGGUUGGCCAUAAGCAAUAGUUUCUGUAACUGUGUCAUUUACAGUUUGUCCAAUAGUGUUUUCCGUCUAGGACUUAGGAGGCUAUCUGAAACUAUGUGCUCACCUUGUAUGUGUUCUAAAGACCUGAAGGAACGGGAUCCUAAACCCCGGAAACGUGCUAACUCAUGUUCCAUCUAAAUACAGAAAAGGAGCAUAUCUGCACAAGCCCCCAGGAUGCUGCUUUUUCUGAAACCUCUACAAAUAAAUGUUUGCCCCUUUCAGCUUAAAUGUCUGGAAUUAUAAUGUCUAAAGUGAAGUAAUGUACUUUGAUUGAAAGGUCGCACGAAGAGUAUUUAAACACUGACAUAAGUAGCUUUGAUUAGGUGGCAGUUAACUUAGGAACAAAUAUUUUAGACAGAUUCUGUAGAAUGUAUACCCAUAAAAAGAUCUUUUGAAAAAUUUUCAUUACAGAUUUCUGUCCUGUGUUACAGCAGGUGUGAUAAGAUAGUGUUUCAUAUAAUGGUAGGAAAAGUAACUGUUCAUAGGUAAUGCAAUUCCAGUGUUAAAAAUGUGUUAUUUUAUAGAUGUGUUUAAUUAGGGAAAAGCUUAAUACAAAGAGGUGAGUGACAGCUAAUCCUCCUACAUAAAAUCCUCCCAAUCAUAUUGGAGUUUCCAGCAGACUGUGCAGUUUAAAUGUGUUAAUAAUGAACUCAUCUGUGCCAAUGGCAUCCCCCCCCCCCCCAAAAAAAAAAAAAAAUUACUGUAGAGACCUCUCUGGCAUUCCAUAGAGUUAACUCCUUUACCACAAGUUAUUUUUUGCUUUACCCAUUUUUGACAAUUUCUCUUGUAUAUGCUGUUGAUGUUGUUUAGAAUUUACAAAAGAUUCUUUUUCAUUCAUGGGUUCCACUUGACUGAAAAGUUUACCAACUUAAUAAGAAAAUUAUCCAAAAUGAAUGUAUUUGCUUAUAGGCGACUGUACAUUUAGCUAUGUAUUAUUUUUUACAGUAAAAUAUACCUAAUCUAA
This is a messenger RNA of Xenopus tropicalis (tropical clawed frog), 2081 nucleotides long. It is a transcript of the gene gpr52, whose product is annotated as G protein-coupled receptor 52. The coding region runs from base 164 to 1255 and encodes 363 amino acids. Lineage: Eukaryota; Metazoa; Chordata; Amphibia; Anura; Pipidae. The record is from RefSeq and is a predicted model, not a curated record. Gene Ontology annotation, cellular component: membrane; plasma membrane. The transcript has a single exon. Gene Ontology annotation, biological process: signal transduction; G protein-coupled receptor signaling pathway; detection of visible light. Gene Ontology annotation, molecular function: G protein-coupled receptor activity.